Marchantia polymorpha subsp. ruderalis is the source of this 942-nucleotide messenger RNA. The record is from the annotation of a GenBank genome assembly. Lineage: Eukaryota; Viridiplantae; Streptophyta; Marchantiopsida; Marchantiales; Marchantiaceae.
CUUCGGGACCAGGACGAGUGGAUUACAGCCACUGCCGGUGUAAGAAAUGUCAAGGAAUAUUCCAGGGCACGCAGAUUGAGAACAGGCCCCAACAGAAACACUGAGCUUUUAAACCUGCCACUGUUCAGCUGGAUCAGGUGGGAAGAACCUGUUUCGAAUUCCUAUCCAAGUGGACGAGGGAAUGGAUCGAGCUCGCUUGUGACAUCGUCGUUCCCUGACCGCAUCGAGCCAAAUCUCUGAAGGGUGGUUGGAAACGAAUCCAAAAACGAAGGCAACGAAGGUUGAUGGCUCGGAUACUCGCUCGCUUCGAUGGGUUUAAGGAAGGGAAUAAAAGGGUUUAGUGAAAACGGAGUAUCAGAAUAACAGGCCAUGUCCACAGCGUCGGUAUUCAUGUGACGAAUACAAUCUGUUCACGUAAAUUGAGAGAUUGUCUGGUCGGUCUUUGUCGAUCCAAUCUGCACGAUUCGGCAGCAUCUCGAGGUGUGAGGCCAUGAGCUCGGACUCGACGGUUGGCAGUUACUUGUGGAAUGCCUUCGGCGAGUGAAUUUGUCUAGGAUCGAGGUCGACCAUGGCGGCUCGAGUGAGUGGACCCAGUAAGCGAGGUCCUAUCGUGGCCUAUCGUGGGCAACCAGGUCGAGGAACGAAGAUGACAAAGUGUAUAACAGUGACAGAUCUCGAUUUGAGACUCCCGAUCUUCGUGGAUCUCAGUUUGACUCGACUCGACUCUCCUCCUAGAGACUUUACCCUUCACCGAUAUCGUGUCACAAAGUGCGUCUCCAAAAAUCGAGUCGAAAACUGCAACAUUUAAGAAUUACUGCUGCAGGUCUCCGAAAUUGUUGUCUCUUGCUAUUGUUCUCGAAGAGCCUCGUCUCGAGAUGAGUGGUUUCUGGUGUCCUGAUCCCAAAUUAGGGCAGCUGUGACCACCAGUCACGAUAGUGGCCG